UGGUUCAAGAGAGAUUUGAAGCAUUUUGGUUGCUGUGAAUUCUCAAAGGAGCAAGUGUCACAAUCCUCUGGCCUGGCAUGAAUUGUUCCUCUUUGGUUUUUUUCUCUCCCUUGUUCCAGGUCUCUGGCAUUGCACUUAUCGUGGUCGGUAUUGUGGUGCAGACCAAGUUGAAUGGCUCCCUGCACAUCACCAGUGUCGCUGCCUCUGGAGCUCCCAUUGUCAUCAUUAUCGUUGGGGUGGUCAUCAACUUUGUCGCCUUCUUCGGCUGCUGUGGUGCCUGGAAGGAGAACUACUGCAUGGUGACUACGUUUGCAGUUCUGCUGAUCCUGAUUUUCAUUGUGGAAAUUGCUGCUGCCAUUGCUGGUUACAUCUUCAAGGAUCAGAUUCGUGGGGUCCUUGAGAGGACACUUAAUGAAACGAUGAUAAAUUACAACAAAACAGGAAAUACUGUUAACAUCGAUGAGUUGCAGAAGCAGUUUAACUGCUGUGGAAGUUUCUCCUACAGAGACUGGCUUCCGCUAUUGAACCAGACAGUCCCAGAUUCCUGUUGUAAAGACGAGUAUCCUGGCUGCGGGAGCAAUCCUACAUCGAGCAAUAUUAACGAAGAGGGUUGCGUGAAUGUUAUUAACGCAUGGCUCAAAAGAAACAGUCUGAUUGUUGCAGGUGUGGCUCUUGGCAUCGCCUUAUUCCAGGUCCUGGGUAUCAUCUUUGCCUGUGUGCUCAUGAAAGGCAUUCGAAGUGGCUAUGAAGUAAUGUAGUCUCCAUCUUUAAAAGGCCAAUUUUUGUCUGAUUAUAUAUUUUUGUCUGUAUUUUUGCCACACCUGUGAAUGUUAAUCGCAAUGAAAAAUUAUUUCCUUCAAAGGAAACAAAUGUCUGUAUCUUUUUCUAUCCUGCUUUUGAUUUUUUUUUUUUAAAAAUGUAUAAAUACUAAAAUGUAAAUGUAUUGACUUGCCAAUUGCAGCUCAAGUACAGCUCAUCGCUGGCUUCUUUUUAGGGCACCCUCGUUCCUCCUCUGAGGACUACAAAGAUUUGGCACACUCUUCUUGUGUAAAAUAGCAUCUUCUACAGGGCGGUCAUUUUGGCUUGGAAGGCCUUGCAAAAAAAUGCUGUAGGCCGUGAUUUUGGAUGAGGCCUAUCCCCUAGUUCCAGGUGAAUUUGACAGCACGUGUGUAUAUGUUCUCUUUGAAUUGAGGCAACCAGCUGCUUACCUUAUCCUUUUUUGAGUGACUUCAGUGCUGACCAUUAUUGUUUUGUGAGCAAGGACUGCAUUGCCAUUUGUGGAGCCAACUGUAGGUGUGUGGUGAAAAAACGUUAAAAGAUUUAAAAUAUCGCCAUCGAUUUUAUGGCGUGGAGGUCAAGAAUGUCCUUUUUUUUUGUUUUUAAAUUAACCUCUUCUAGCUUUUGGUAGCAACUAAAGGGAAUUUUGAGCAAUCUCUUUGGUCCAAAUAAUUUGACUGGUUUAGUCGCCUGUUCAGACGACUAGUAGUCGUGACACACUUGUGCGUUUCAAAUUGACCCAUGCCUGUGCUAGCUACCAUCUUGUGCCAUCUCCAUCCUAUUGGGUUUUAUGCCAAUCAGGAUUCUUGUUUUCUUCCUAAAAUAUUGCUAAGAUGCAAACUGGAGUCUUGCUUUGGAAAAAGUUUCGCUCUUGCAAAAGGGUUGUUCAGUGCCUCAUUCAAGCACUUGUGAAAAUGCAUGUUUUUAAAACCGAUUGUGAUUCCUUUUUUGCCCUUGGAACUAACUUUUUUUUAUUUCUCCCUCACUGUGCAGCUUGCAAUCUUGAAUCUUUAAAAUUUUCAGUGCACUAACGCACGCACACUUUUCUCCAGUAUCUAGGGCAGGGAUCUGAAUUUCCCCUCUGGCUUUGUGUUGUGCGUAAGAUUUGUAAACUACAUUACUGGAAUACAGUGCAGAAUAAAGAGAGGUGUAAGAUAUCCUCAGCCAGCAUGGUGUGUGUAUUAAUCGGACUCCACACUGUGAGCUCCUGAACUGUGUUUUAGGUCAACUAUUUAUAUUGUUGUUUGUAGCAUGUGGCAGUUGAAGCUGUUUUGAAGAUUUUUGUCCGUGCUGCGAUUUGUAACAUCUGGUCAGCUGCAAAGUGGCCAAACCUGCAUGCUCUGGUGUCACAGUCAGAGGUCUUCCAAAACACAGCCUGUCCAUCCUUUAAUAGAAAGUAAUUUAACUCUUUCUUGUGCCCCUUCUUUCCCCCACCCUUAAGCUGAUGGGUGCCUGUGCUGGGGGUGAUGCUGUGUUCCAGUAGAGCCUUGAGUGAUGUAUUCUGGGAAUAAAGGGGGCCUGCCUGACUACCUUCUGGAGAUCACUGUCUCUAAGAUGAGAAUCUGAUUUUUUUUUUUUUUUUUUUUGGUCUGUUGCUGUCUCAAAUCUUCAGGCUGCAUAUCCUCCAAAUUAUACUUCGGAAAACUUUUUUAGAAGUUGGGAGUACGUGGUGCAAGGGUGGGUGUUGGUAAGGCUCUCACUCUUGCUGCUACUGCCCCCCCACAAAAUAAAUGUGCUCGAUCCUGUUGGAGCAAAUAUUUUAAACAGGAGUAAGGGUGGAAUAUACCAAGUGUACAGUUGUUUUGGUGGGGGUGGAGGGUGGAGAAUGAGCAGUUUUGGAGGUUAAUCAACCUCUCCUGUGGAUUAUGUCUGCAACAGCUGCUCUGUAACUUUGUAACUCCCUACAGUAAUGGAGAAUUGGAGACCUCUUGGUAGAAUUUGAAGUUUUUUUCCUUUCCGAUCUCUUUAGCAUGUAAAAUGUGACUGCAUGCUAUUUUCAAUAUGGCUUCUCAUAUAUUCAAGUGUAGAGAGAUUUUUUUGGUGUUCUCAUGUGGCAAAAUAAAUAUUUUCUAAGUUGUG
This is a messenger RNA of Rhincodon typus (whale shark), 2856 nucleotides long. It is a transcript of the gene cd63, whose product is annotated as CD63 molecule. Gene Ontology annotation, cellular component: membrane. The record is from RefSeq and is a predicted model, not a curated record. The transcript has 6 exons. The coding region runs from base 78 to 758 and encodes 226 amino acids. NCBI's taxonomy places the organism in Eukaryota, Metazoa, Chordata, Chondrichthyes, Orectolobiformes, Rhincodontidae.